GUAUAUUAUAUCACACCGAAAAAUCGAAUUUUAUUUCGGGGUCAGACAAAAAGUAUCGUCUGCUUUUUAUUAUCAUUAUAGUUCUCGUUCUCGUUUUAUCCUUGCUUUUAUCUCACUGACAUACGUUAUUUUAUCUUUUAUUACAAUAAAUAUACUCGUGUUUGAAAAUUAUUAAUUGCUUGAGAAAACAAUAAGAUUUUAUUUAAAAAUUUUAAUUUUAAAAUUGAACAAUGGCAGCCCAAUGGAUACGUAAAGCUAUUACACCAAAAAUCGGCAAUGUAAGAUUAUACAGUGGUGGAUUAAAAAAAUGUACAUUGAUACCGGGAGAUGGAAUUGGACCUGAAAUUUCAGCAGCUGUACAAAAAAUAUUUGAUGCCGCUAAGGUACCAAUUGAAUGGGAAUCGGUAGACGUUACACCAGUAAAAGGUCCAGAUGGAAAAUUCGGAAUUCCUCCUGCUGCGAUUGAUUCAGUUAAUAAAAAUAAAAUUGGUCUUAAAGGUCCUUUGAUGACUCCUAUCGGUAAAGGACAUCGGUCUCUUAAUUUAGCAUUAAGAAAAGAAUUUAAUUUAUAUGCAAAUGUAAGACCCUGUAGGUCACUAGAAGGUUACAAAACACUUUAUGACAAUGUAGAUGUUGUAACCAUUCGUGAAAAUACAGAAGGUGAAUACUCUGGUAUUGAACACGAAAUAGUUGAUGGUGUUGUCCAGUCAAUAAAACUUAUUACUGAAGAAGCAUCACGUCGUGUUGCUGAAUUUGCCUUCCAGUAUGCCACUGAUAAUAAUCGUAAAAAGGUUACAGCAGUCCACAAAGCAAAUAUAAUGCGUAUGUCAGAUGGUUUAUUUUUGCGUUGUUGCCGAGAAGCUGCGAAGAAAUUUCCCAACAUUAAAUUCGAAGAACGUUAUCUCGAUACCGUAUGUCUGAAUAUGGUACAAGACCCAUCUCAAUAUGAUGUACUAGUGAUGCCAAAUUUGUACGGUGACAUCUUGUCCGACAUGUGUGCUGGUCUUGUAGGAGGUCUAGGUCUUACACCUAGUGGCAACAUUGGACUAAAUGGCGCUUUAUUUGAGUCAGUUCAUGGUACUGCACCUGAUAUUGCCGGUCAGGAUAAAGCAAACCCCACUGCCUUGUUGUUAUCAGCAGUAAUGAUGCUCAAAUAUAUGGGUCUUAAUGAUCACGCACGUAUUAUUGAACACUCUGCUUAUGAAACCAUAAAAGAAGCAAAAUUUUUGACCGGUGAUUUGGGUGGUAACGCCAAGUGUAGUGAGUACACCAAUGAAAUUUGCAAAAAAGUUAUCGCCCAAACUAAGUAAAUCAUUAUUAUUAUAAAUAAAAUAUAAUAAAGGUCGUGAGGAAAAUCGUGAGGCUUUCAAGUGAAAACAAUAAUCAUUAUUUGUUUUUUUUUUUUUUUUUUUUUUUUCAUAUUGUUAUU
Messenger RNA from Microplitis mediator, 1429 nucleotides. It is a transcript of the gene Idh3a, whose product is annotated as probable isocitrate dehydrogenase [NAD] subunit alpha, mitochondrial. Gene Ontology annotation, biological process: isocitrate metabolic process; tricarboxylic acid cycle. Lineage: Eukaryota; Metazoa; Arthropoda; Insecta; Hymenoptera; Braconidae. Gene Ontology annotation, cellular component: mitochondrion. Gene Ontology annotation, molecular function: NAD binding; isocitrate dehydrogenase (NAD+) activity; magnesium ion binding. The coding region runs from base 231 to 1310 and encodes 359 amino acids. The transcript has 4 exons. The record is from RefSeq and is a predicted model, not a curated record.